AUGGCUGCUCUUGGUGAGGAUUUGCUUGGGAUAGUUAACAAGCUGCAAGACCUUGUCUUCAAUACUAUCGGCAAUGAUAGCUUGGAUCUGCCACAGAUUGUAGUCGUUGGCUCCCAAUCGUCCGGAAAAUCCUCUGUACUCGAGAAUAUUGUCGGUCGAGAUUUCCUUCCCCGUGGCAGUGGAAUCGUUACCCGCAGGCCUCUUAUUCUGCAACUCAUCAAUGUACCAUCAGAGGAAGGAGAUGCAUUCGAAGCGCAUUCAGCAGCGAGUGUAGCUUCACAACCAGAAUGGGCCGAGUUUCAUCACAUCCCCAAUCGGAGAUUUACAGAAUUUCAAGAUGUGAAGAGGGAAAUCGAGAAUGAAACGGCGAGAAUAGCAGGAAACAAUAAGGGAAUCAACAGAUCACCCAUCAACCUCAAGAUUUACUCGCCGCACGUUUUGAGCUUGACAUUGGUAGAUCUACCAGGUCUAACGAAGGUUCCUAUCGGAGAUCAACCCACAGAUAUCGAAAAGCAGACCCGAAAUCUGAUAUCAGAAUACAUUGCGAAGCCAAACAGUAUCAUCUUGGCUGUAUCCCCGGCAAACGUCGAUAUUGUGAACUCGGAGGCACUAAAACUUGCCAGACAUGUAGAUCCUCUCGGCCGAAGAACUAUUGGAGUGCUCACGAAGAUAGACCUUAUGGACCAUGGUACAAAUGCUAUGGACAUUCUGUCCGGUAGAGUCUACCCCCUUAAGCUGGGAUUCAUCGGUGUCGUCAAUCGGUCUCAACAAGAUAUCCAAGGCAACAAAUCCCUCUCCGAGGCAUUGAAGUCAGAAGCGGACUUUUUCAAACACCACCCUGCAUAUAGAAAUAUGGCAACCCGAUGCGGAACCCAAUUCCUGGCGAAGAGUCUUAACACUACUUUGAUGGCACAUAUCCGAGAAAGAUUACCUGAUAUUAAGGCUCGGUUGAAUACUCUCAUGGGACAAACGCAACAAGAGCUUGCUAGUUAUGGAGAUAUGCACUUCAGCGGCAAGGAGCAUAAAGGAGCAUUGAUUUUGCAAUUGAUGACCAGAUUCGCAUCUUCUUUUAUCGCAUCCAUCGAUGGUACCUCGACCGAAAUCUCGACCAAGGAGUUAUGUGGAGGAGCCAGAAUUUACUAUAUCUUCAACUCUGUAUUUGGAAAUUCAUUAGAGACUAUAGAUCCAACCACAAAUUUGUCCGCGUUAGAUAUUCGAACAGCCAUCCGAAACUCGACCGGUCCACGACCCAGUCUAUUUGUACCCGAGCUCGCAUUCGAUCUUUUGGUCAAGCCACAGAUCAAGUUGCUGGAAGUUCCCAGUCAAAGAUGCGUGGAACUCGUCUACGAAGAACUCAUCAAGAUAUGCCACACAUGUGGCUCAACUGAACUCACGAGAUUUCCUAGACUCCAGACUAAACUUAUCGAGGUUGUUUCUGACCUGUUGCGAGAGCGCCUUGGCCCGGCAUCCCAAUAUGUGGAAUCUCUUAUCUCCAUUCAAAGGGCUUAUAUCAACACAAACCAUCCAAAUUUCUUGGGCGCAGCUGCCGCCAUGAGUAAUGUCGUCUCCAACAAACAAGACAAGGAGAGAAAGAAACUGAUGCAAGAAGAAAAGGAAAGAAAAGAGCACAGGCGCCGAAAAGAACUCGAAGCUGUGAAUGGAGGUGAAACGCCAGAAGAAGGAGAAGAUGCUGUUCCGGAGAAGCUUGAAAACUUACCACAUCGAAAACACCUUCAGAAAAAUUCUCGAAGCAUGUCGCCUGCAAUCCGCGAAAACGGUACAAGCGCCAUGGUGUCAUCAGUGAACGGGCUGCGUGGAGGAUCACCUCCUAGGUUUAACGGUCAAGCGGCUGGUGGUGCCCGCGAUUCGUUCUUGAAUUACUUCUUUAGCAAAGAGGGCGGUUUACCAGGUGGACCAGGCGUCUCACAGUCAAGUUCAUCUGCACAAAUGAUGGGAAAUCCCAACCUUAGCAGACACGUGAGCCAAAGCGCAGAACCAAGUAUCUCGCAAAGUAUCAGGCGGCAGGAAGAACGCCCUGUACAGAGAACACCGGCCCAACAAGCUCGUGAAGACGACUACGAACUUGGCCGCGCACAGAGAGAUUAUAAUUAUGAUUCCCCAUUCGGCAACAACGCCGAACCGGCACUUACAGACCGUGAAGCCAUGGAAACCGAACUCAUCCGCGCCCUCAUAUCCUCAUACUUCAACAUCGUCCGUGAAUCAAUAGCGGAUCAAGUCCCCAAAGCGGUCAUGCAUUUAUUAGUCAACCACUCCAAAGACGUAGUUCAAAACCGUCUGGUCAGCGACUUGUACCGUGAAGAUUUAUUCGGCGAACUGCUUUACGAAGAUGACGCUAUAAAGAAGGAGAGAGAAAAGUGCGAGAAGUUGUUGAGGACAUACAAGGAAGCUGCGAAGAUUGUGGGAGAGGUUGGGAUUUAA
Sclerotinia borealis F-4128 is the source of this 2439-nucleotide messenger RNA. The record is from the annotation of a GenBank genome assembly. NCBI's taxonomy places the organism in Eukaryota, Fungi, Ascomycota, Leotiomycetes, Helotiales, Sclerotiniaceae.